AUGCUCGGCCCGCAGGGUCACAUUAAGGAGGCGGUGAGCGUGGUAUACGCGAGCCGCACUAAGGCAGACCACAAUGAACCCAUAGUGCCGCCAGGGCAGUUGGCGAAGAUUUGCGCCCAGGAGGAGCUACGCUGGAGUGCGGACACCAUCCCGAUUCGGAGCCACGGAACCAAGGACCUGAGUACGGCCACAAGACGGGUCGGACUUGCCCGAGUCAAGGCCGCCUGCCAGAACUACGACCUGCUCCGCACCUACGAAGGUCUCGGACGGUCUCCCAGCCGCUCCAUCAACUUGGCCGAGUAA
Molecule: messenger RNA, 303 nt
Organism: Gregarina niphandrodes
Lineage: Eukaryota; Apicomplexa; Conoidasida; Eugregarinorida; Gregarinidae
Exons: 1
Coding region: 1-303 (100 amino acids)
Source: RefSeq, a predicted model, not a curated record